AUUUGCACUGUGCAAUUUAGGUACAAGGUAUACCUGAGAUGCAGGUUCAGCCAAGCUCCAGGGUCACGUGUUUGCGCGUCGGCGCUAGCGGACGACGAGCACUUUCCGCGUCGGGCCCCUAAGCUCUGCAUCUUCAAUCACGCCAAUUGUUCCAUCAACUCAAGCCAAUCGACACAAUGGAAACAAAGAAAUGCUACAUGUAUGCGCCUCCAGAGCACGAGUCACGACCUUCGAAGCGUCAGCGAACGUCUGAAUCAGACCCUCAUGCAGGCCUCUCAGAGCGACUGAAGAUAUAUAGCAAGACUUGGGCUGAGCAAGAGAAGAAUAUACAGAGAACACUAGAGGAAGCGGAUAGAGCGACGCAAGGUAAAAUCAUCGACUUCGUAGCGGCUAAUGCACCGUCGGAAGAUGCACCGCGGAUAUCUAUCCCAACCGGGCUCAUUGUCGCUGGACCCAGCAUUGCUUCCCAUGGGCCCUAUUUCGAACGACUGGGACGAAGAAUCAGAGAUGAGACGAAUAGCUCCUAUGUUGUUUUGACGUCCGGAGAAAGCCCGAAUCUCAAAACCUUGCUGAAAAUUUUAAUAAAAAAGGUCACGUCACGAAUCGAAGAGGAUGAUGAUGAUGAAGACGAGAUCGGCCGAUUCGCGACUUCAUCAAGGCGAGGCCCGAAGCUCCUCAACUUCGAUCUUGGCCAUAUCCAGGAAUGGACCUCGAGAAACAUGGUGCAGAGCAUCGUUGUAGCGAUCCAAGACAGCGAGGCCUUUGAUACAGCAGUACUGAUCGAGAUGGUCGAUCUAUUCUAUUCCUGGCUUGAUCGUCUGCCUUUUGUUUUACUUUUCGGUAUUGCUACAUCAAGCGAAAGCUUUGAGGAACGGCUAUUGGGGAAGUCUUUGCGCUACCUCGAUGGCCAACAGUUCGACGUCACUCAAUCAGAUGAUAUAAUUGAGAAGUUAUUCCGCGCGACUGUUGCCCACCCUGACACUGAACCUCAUAUCGGCCCCAACCUGUGUCGACGCAUCCUCGAAAGGCAGAAGGACCAUGUGCAGAACAUACAAGACUUUGUUCAUGGUCUCAAAUAUGCGUACAUGUCACAUUUCUACGCCAAUCCUACGACCAUCUUCUUGAAAAACGAUCCCAAGUUUAAAGACUUUUCGUCCGACGCAUUCGAGGCAAUCCGGAACCUACCAUCAUUCAGGAGAUACGUUGAGGAGAAGCUCGAAGUCGGCGACACGCGAAGCGUGCGGCAGCUGUUAUGCUCCGAUAAUUUUUUGUUUGAAGUCAUUAAAGAGCUCAUCGUCACCGUACAGGAUGCCCUGUCUUCACUCAGCAUCGCCGCAAUAGUCUUGACACGGAUACGCGAGUCGCUAGGAAUCACACCAAAAGUCCGCCUUUCCAAUGUCUGGUCCCGAGCAGCCUCUGGUGAGCUGCUAGAUUCCCCACUCCUUCGCGAGACGAUGCUCUCCAUCAAAAAGACUCCGUCCGAUAGGCUAGCGCGCCUUAUCGAUUCAUUGAUAGGUCUUACCACAGAAGACGUUGGCCGACAUGCCAAAGAAAUCGAUAUUCCCAUUGACCUGGAACAACUGCAGCGCGAGCUGAAGACGCUUAUUGAAGGUAAUGCAAGCUCAGAGCCGCUGAGAAGUCAAGAUGAUGUACGUAAUGAGAGCGUGAGAACGACCGUAGUAGCCCAGAAAGUCCUCCUCAGCAAGCAUAAAGCUGCCCUAUCUGAGCAGGAUAAGGCCUACUCGGGGAUCGUAGCGAGAUUCUGCCAACAACUGGAGUCGUACUUCCGCUUCGCUCUUAUUGACACGAGAACGCUCUUCCUCUACGAAGUCCUCGUCUACGAUCUAAAGUCUCCGCAUACCGAGGUCUUCCAGCCCAGGCCCCGCUUGGCCAUUGAGCGCGCCCUUGCCACACCGCACGACUAUCUAGGCUGCGAAUGCUGCGGCAACAUGCAAGACGCUGAAAAUACUCUUGCGGGCACGCAACCUGCGACUGCUAUCGUUUACCAGUUGUAUCUGGAAUCCGGGGCUAUAAUCAACGCUACCGAUUUGUGGUCUGCUUUCCAUGCAAUUGUCGGCAAGGACGACGAAGACGACCAGUCGCAAACCAUGGCACUCUUUCAACGCGCCCUCGCCGAGCUCAAGUUUCUCGGCCUCAUCAGACCAAGCAGAAAGAAGGCCGAUCACAUUGCGAAGAUGCUGUGGAAGGGUCUAUGA
This is a messenger RNA of Paraphaeosphaeria sporulosa, 2216 nucleotides long. RefSeq lists its product as uncharacterized. The record is from RefSeq and is a predicted model, not a curated record. Gene Ontology annotation, cellular component: nuclear pre-replicative complex; DNA replication preinitiation complex; nuclear origin of replication recognition complex. Gene Ontology annotation, molecular function: DNA replication origin binding. The coding region runs from base 177 to 2216 and encodes 679 amino acids. Gene Ontology annotation, biological process: DNA replication initiation; DNA replication. The transcript has 5 exons. NCBI's taxonomy places the organism in Eukaryota, Fungi, Ascomycota, Dothideomycetes, Pleosporales, Didymosphaeriaceae.